CGGCUAUUUGUUAUAAUGCGUAGCGCGUAUUAUAAAAAUGGGAAUCGGCGUUGUUACUGCAGUAUUCCCGCCGCCGCCGCCGCCAUGUCGCCGCUCACCCGCUCGCUAGUCGCGUUCGCCGCGCUACUCGCCGCCGCCGACGCCAAUUCUGUCUUCGCCAACGCCGACUCAAAUCCUUUUUGCAACUCCGUGGCGACAGGCAACCAACGCUCGGACGGCGCGCCGUGGCAGAGGCCUAAUUUUGUUUUCGAGGUUUCCCGACCCAGUGGCAUUGUUGACAUCCCUGACAAAUGCAGCCAAUCCGGAAAAACGUUAGUCGCUCAAUCCAUCUAUGCAUGCAGCAGAGCCGGGCCUCCUUCCAUCUCCGUCGGGGGACAGCAGUUCUCUCCGAUAACGGUCAUGUGCCCGGAUACUGCCGGCGGCUGCUCAUUUAACGUUUCGCAGUUUUGUGACGACUAAGACAUUAAUCAAAAGGAAUCUGAUUGUUUUUAGUAUUUUUAUUUACAUUUCUUUAAAUACAUACUUAAAAGUUAAUUAUCCUCCCGUUUUAAAACGUAUUAAAUUGAAAUAGCAAGCGUUGUAAGUUCAAUAUAUUUAAACGGGUAUGUUAACGGCACCAAUCAUGGAACAUUUAAGAGAAAAUUGGAGUGUUUUUGAUAUUUCACGGACACCUGUAAAAUUUCUACCGCUUUACGCUUUAAAAGUUGAAUGUCCAAUUCGUCCUUUAUGUUUUCUAUGUAUUUAAUGAAAGCUACUGCAAUUGCUUUCAAUAUUAUUAACCAAUUAAAACUGUAGUUUUUUGCUCCAGUCAUGGAAUGUAUGGCGCCAUUCAUUUUCAAAAUAACAGAUAUCAAUGAAAAAUUAAACUGAGGCACCUCUCUGGCUCUUGUUUAUGGUAAAAUGUUGCUAGCGAUUAAAAACUGAUGGUAAAUACUUGUUUUACAGGAUUUGUCUGUACCAUCCCAUUACUGGUGCCUGUUCCAUUAUAGGGGUGUUUACUAUAAAUAUACUUACGAUAAUACAUAUACGCUAACUUUGUCUUUAUCUAGAAAAAGGUAGGUAACAUCAAAGAGAAUUUGAAAUAGAGGUGGAUUGUCAAAGAAAACUUUGUAGUUACAGUAAAUUUGAGUUUGGUCCGUAUUCAUUCACUGGUAUGUUUUAAAUUUGUUCAAUAUCGAAAAGUGGCGCCAUCUAAUAUAUCAAAGGCCAAAGGUAUGGCGGUAUCGUUUCGAGCGAUGGCGCCACACCCUUUAGCCGAUGCCCGGUAAGAUGGCGCCACUUUUGCAGUGAAAGAAUAAGGAUAAAAGUUUUAACGUAUCGAAAGAAAUUUACUGUGUCAAAAAAAUAUAUUUGACAAUUCUCUAUUUCAAAUAAGGUAAACGGCGUCUUCGUGUUAGUACGUUAUUUCGUUAGUUUGGUUUCUGACGCAAAUAAUAAGCAAUUUCAAUAUUAAUAUUUUAUUCUAAUUUCUCUUAUAAUAAUGAAAUCUGUAUUAUUUAAUCUCUUCAAAAAACCAAGAACCAAUAUUUUAAUAACUUAACUGAGAGUUUUGCCUCUACGAAGCAUUUCCUCUACAUACAGGGAAACCUAUGUUAUCGGCUACGACGUAGCGCUACGACCGUAGCUAAGUGGUAAAAGUGUUAACAAGUGCCAUUUAGGGCGAAUAUUUUAGGUCUUAUUUGAAUACAUUAACACAUUGUGGAAGAUCUGUGUCCUUACAACGCCGGUAUGUAAUAGUUGUUUAUGUGACUGCUACGUAAUGAAAGGCAUUAAAAUACGAGUGUGGGUUUAUGAAACGAAUGAAAUGAGUAUGAAGUAUGAGUAGAGUAUGAAGGAUCACACGAGUAUUUUAAUGCCUAAUUAUGUACAGUUACGAGUACAUACACUGCUUUAUCUACAUCAAUAAGUAUCAUAAGCUUCAAUAAAACAAGUUAUUUUAUACUUAAGAUCUAAUAAAAACAUGAAUUAUGCACGUCACA
Cydia pomonella (codling moth) is the source of this 1979-nucleotide messenger RNA. RefSeq lists its product as uncharacterized. The coding region runs from base 16 to 459 and encodes 147 amino acids. The transcript has 3 exons. NCBI's taxonomy places the organism in Eukaryota, Metazoa, Arthropoda, Insecta, Lepidoptera, Tortricidae. The record is from RefSeq and is a predicted model, not a curated record.